AGCAUGCCCUAAACUACAUCCUGUGUUUUAUAAGCAGCGUCUGUCACACAGUUCUCUACUAUGACUUAUUUGCUAACAGCGGCCGUCAUUUUAUUCUUUUUUCAGGGAUGCUGGUCUAGAGCUCAGUUCUCACCUAGUGUGGGUUGUACCAGUACGGAUUACGAGGUCAACGUCAGCUGUUUGAUUAUCAAUCUGGAUUAUGUCGAAUGCAACUGGACCAAACCACAGAUGCAGCACAUAAACUACACCUUCAGCAGUGCAUUUUUGUGGAAUUCAUUUUCUGAGUGUCCGGAGUACCUCCAGGAGCAGGGUCAGAAUGUGGGCUGCAAGAUCCCUCUUAACGCGACACAGCGAUUUGAGCCUUUCCGAACAAAGCUCUAUGUUGGAGGAUAUCAAACAAUAUGUAAAAACUACACAGAUCUAAAACAAAGAGUGAAGCUCAACCCUCCAUCUAUCCUCUCUGUGAACUCGAGUGCUAGAGAAGGAGAGGUCUGUGUGCGCUGGAUAGAGAGUAAAAUCAAGAAGAAUUGUGUGAACUAUACAGUAGCCUAUCGGAAAGCCUCUGGCCCGUGGAAGAUCUCCAUUCCAGUGAUGUCCUCUUCAUACUGCGUGUCUCCUGUGGCUAGUGGAGUCCUGUAUACAUUCCAAGUAAGAAGCAGCAUGUCCGAUAUGUGUGGCGCUUCUGAUUUUUGGAGUGAUUGGAGUGAUCCAGUAGAGUGGAGUAACAACAAAGGUGUAAUGACUGCAGAACAGCCUCAGGUGUACUGGCAUGUGUUGGGAUCUGUUCUAGGAGUCAUUGUCCUCAUCUGCCUUUCUUUAUUGUUGUACUAUAGUGAACGGAUUAGAGUUGUUUUCGUUCCUGUGGUACCUGACCCAAGCAAGAGCCUGCAGGAUUUAUUCAAGAAAUAUAAUGGCAAUGUUGAGAGCUGGGUUUAUAUCAACAGAGAGCUGAAGGAUGCUUUUGAGACCGAUUUCACAGAGUCUCCUCCGUGUGUCGUAUGUGAAGCAGGUCCCACUUUUGAGACUAAAACUGAGGAUGGUCCUGUGGAACAGCCUGUCUCUUAAUCCUACUGUAUUCUUUUAUUGCUGUUAAUGGGUCCAAGCCAACUGGAAGAUUUCCAUUUCCUUUUACUUCAUUUGACUGAUGUUUUUAUUCAAAGAGACUUACAACCGAAACAGAAAGAUCACAUUUCAUAUUUUUAACACUGAACAUUAGUCCUUAUAAAUAAACCUGAUUGUGCUACUUUAAGAUCAUCCAAGUAUAUUUUGAUAGUUUUAGUGCUCAUGUUUUUCAUUCUGCCUUACCAUGAGUUCCUUUUCUGUUCAGCAUGUUUCUGAUAGUGAAAUACAACCUCAGCCAAAGCUGAUGGAGGCCUGCUGUAGGAAAGACCUUCAUGCCUGUUAGUAGCAGGGAUCACUUGAAAGUCAUUAAAAGGCUUGAUUUUUUUUUUUUUUUAUAAAUAGAUGUUGUCAUGGUUUAAAUGUACUUAAUUCUGAAUAAAUAACUGAAGAGUACUUGAUUUUUUUUCCAUUUGGAUGUCCAAGUGGUCCUGUGUCAACAGUGCAGGUUUUACUGAUAAUUGGAGUACUUUUUCAGGUCAAGUCUGACCUUUUAGAGAAGGUCAAUAACCAUCCUGGGGAAACGGUAGCUUGGUGGUAAGGACGUUUGCCUCACACCUCCAGGAUUGGGGGUUCGAUUCCCACUGCUACCCUAUGUGUGCGAAGUUUGAAUGUUCUCCCCAUGCUUCGGGGGUUUCCUCUGGGUACUCUGGUUUCCUCCUCCAGUUCAAAGACAUGCGUUGUAGGUGAAUUGGAAUUUCCAAGUUGUCCAUAAUGUGUGAAUGUGUGUUGUGCCCUGCGAUUGGGUUGGCAACCCAUCCAGGGUGGCUCGUGGCUCGAGUCCCCUGGGAUGGGCUCCAGGAUCCCCAUGACCCAGUGUAGAAAAUGAAUGGAUAAUCAUCCCACUCGGGCAGGUGCUGCUCUCAUUUCUUGUAACAUAGUUUAUAGUUUUAGAACAGGCCUAGUUAAUCGCUGACAAUCUACACCCAGGCCUAAUCUAAACUGCUGGCUGCCUUGAAGUAUCACUCAGGUUUCUCCAUAUAGAGAUAAUUUAUCUGUUUCCUGAGCUAAACAUAAUAAAAAAAAAAUCAGAAUUCUCAGAAAGUUGGUUCUAGUAAUCAGAAUAAAAGCCAAAUCUGAAGCUAGUGGCUAAAUAUUAUCUCUCAUCUAAAGUACUUAUUGUAAAUAAAUCUAUAACUGAUCAGGGAUUUAAUAUAGUUUUUAACAGACAUUUGGAUUUGACCAAAUAAGUAUGUAGCGUUAAACUAAGAUAGCCCUCCUGGAAACAUCUAUAUAUACCACUCUCCUCUAAACUUUCCAAGGAGAUGAUCUAUAAUGAUGCUCUCAGCAUCCACAGAAAUCUGCAUAAGAUUUUUAACUUCAUUUGUAGUACUCUUUAUUACGCUUCAU
This is a messenger RNA of Ictalurus furcatus (blue catfish), 2469 nucleotides long. RefSeq names its product interleukin 2 receptor, gamma b (gene il2rgb). Gene Ontology annotation, cellular component: membrane; external side of plasma membrane. The record is from RefSeq and is a predicted model, not a curated record. Gene Ontology annotation, biological process: cytokine-mediated signaling pathway. Bases 61 to 1065 code for a protein of 334 amino acids. Gene Ontology annotation, molecular function: cytokine receptor activity; protein binding. NCBI's taxonomy places the organism in Eukaryota, Metazoa, Chordata, Actinopteri, Siluriformes, Ictaluridae. The transcript is spliced from 8 exons.